AUGACUCACAGUUUGGAACGCAAUUUCAAUGAGUUGGAGAAACUGUUCCGUAACAACAGUAGUGGCCGUCCGUCUAGUGGUGGCACCGGUGCCGCCGAUUCCCUGUUCUUUCAUUCGCUAAAUGGCGACCAAUUGUUGACCAAAAUGUUGUCCCGAAUAAUGAACGGCACCCGAGAGAGGCCCACAUCACUCACCGACCGGUCCAACGCUAAGUUGGCCGCACUUUACGAACUGGUCUGCGGUCAGCACUUGGAUGUGGCCGACUAUGUCCUGCAAUCACAACACGUGAUCGAUUUGUUGGACAUUCUGUGCCAUCGGAUCAAUCUAUUGGACACGACUCUCAUGAGUACCAGUGGUGAGGGAACCACAGCCUUGACGUGCGUUAUAGUGGUCGGAGCCCUGUGUCGACUCCUGUCCACCAUUUUUAAUACACUUCACGGCCACUACUCGACGCUCGCCGACAGUACCGACGAUAGUCUGGCCUUCAAUCACAUCAUUCAGUACUUAAUCAUUUAUAUAGUAUCGGUCGGAAUGAUUGAUAAGUUGUCGUUAAUGAUGGCCAACACUCGGGGCUCCGUCGACGACCACCCGGAGCUGACACAAUGCCUGCGUAGUGUUGUCUCCCUCUUCAGCUCACUCUCUAAACUGAUGGCACUUCGAGUGGAGGAGAGGUUUGGCGCCCGUCUCGCCGACGACGAGACACAACUGAUGCUCACGUUUCAGAGGACACACAUCGGCGGUGUUGUGUCCCUCAUUUACGGAGUGCUCCUCCACUCGGGUGCGCCUCAAAGGGCUGACGGCGAUCGACCCCCACCUGCGGCCGACCAUACGCUGGAUCUGACUCUCGAAGUGAUCAGACUUUUGAAUUACGUGUCGCUAUUGGAUCUGAAUGUGGUUCAGUGUGUUUUGGGCGGCGAAGGGCUGUUACUACAGCUCCGGCACAUCUGUUCAUACCUUCUCUGGUAUUGCACUCACCAUAAGAGGGAAGCGCUGCUCAACGAAGCGAUUCUAUUGGUUGGAAACUUUGUUGUCCUCAACGACGAGAAUCAGGCACUAUUAGAGUCGGGCCAACGGCCGACUGUCGUCCAGCAGUUGUGUUCGCUGCCCAUUGAGUACUUCAGCGACGAUCGACUGUCUCGGGUGUUGUUCCCGACGCUAAUCGCCUGUUGUUUUCAAAACCCGCAAAACCGGACGGUUUUGGAGAAAGAGAUGUCAACUCUAAUGCUCUCGACGUUCAUCGAGUCCACAAUCAUUGGCCUUCAGCUCCGGGCGGUCGACAGUCACGUGUCGGCCGGAGUCCGACGGCCGGCCAACUCUCUCGCCGAACAGCGCCUGACGUUUGCGAAGAGGUUUCAGAAGAACCGCUGGAAUGAAGCGAAGGACUACUUCGAGGCCCAGACAGAGGCCGACCCAUAGGUGUCGGUGCCGUACAGACGGUUGGUUUGGCCGCUGUUUCACAGCUACCGGUGCUUAAGAAAGUCAUUUCUAUUACAUUCUAAGAGAUUACGUGUAAAUACUAUAUUAUUGUGCACUCAAUUCACAUACAUUUUAUACAUUAAUAUAUCGUUCAAUUAACGC
Molecule: messenger RNA, 1578 nt
Organism: Medioppia subpectinata
Lineage: Eukaryota; Metazoa; Arthropoda; Arachnida; Sarcoptiformes; Oppiidae
Source: the annotation of a GenBank genome assembly